AUGCUGGCCGCCACCGCCGCCUGCCGCGCGCCGGCGCGGCCGCUCCCCGCCGCGCGACCCGGCAGCAGCUACCUCCUCGGGAGCGUCCUUCUCCCCAAACGGAGAGCGCCGGCGGCGAGGAGGAGGGGACGGAGCGCGGCGGUGCGGUGCGGGCUGCUCCCCGUGGACCCGUGGGCGCCCGGCGUCGACUCCCAGAGCAUCGCGUCGCAGCUCUUCGCCGUGUCGCUGUUCCCCUACCUGGGGUUCCUCUACUUCAUGACCCGGUCCAAGACGGCGCCCGGGCUCACGCUCUUCGGCUUCUACUUCCUCCUCGCCUUCGUCGGCGCCACCAUACCUGCUGGGAUAUAUGCCAAAGUUCAUUACGGGACCUCGCUUUCAAAUGUGGAUUUGCUGCAUGGGACGGCGGAAUCGCUUCUCACCCUUACCAAUCUAUUCAUUGUGCUUGGGCUGAGGGGAGCCUUGAGGAACCUGGACAAAGCAGAGGAGAGCAGUCCUGAAGCUCCUCAGGACAGCAAGGAGAAGAGUUCAGUAUAG
Messenger RNA from Triticum turgidum subsp. durum (durum wheat), 534 nucleotides. Lineage: Eukaryota; Viridiplantae; Streptophyta; Magnoliopsida; Poales; Poaceae. The record is from the annotation of a GenBank genome assembly.